UGGGUGGCGGUAAUGCACCAUAACGUUGUUUUCCAACCGCCAAUGAACGUCAAAAGAAGAAGAAGAUAAGGAACUCUGUGGCGAUAGCUAGUUAAAAGUGGUGUCUUAGAUGACAAAGCUCAGAUCGGGAAACCGAAACAGAGAGGAAUUAUGUUUGAAAACUUCAAAGAAAGACUUCACAUGGUGCAGCAGGAUUUCUCAACAGGCUUCAAGACCCUCGGAGACAGAUCCAGAGACACCAAAAUCAGGAGGCGACCCAGGUUUGAAGAAAGUGUUCCUCAAUUUAGUGCUGGACUGGAAAUCCUCAGCAGAUAUGAGGACAGUUGGUUUCCGCUGCAUAAAAGAACUAAAGACUGUGCUGAGGCUGCAGAGUCAGUAGAUGGCGACAUAGUCAUGCUUUCAGCACACUGGGAGAGAAGAAGAACAGCUCUGAUACAACUACAGAAACAGCUGCAGAGCUUGCCGACCUUUAUCAGCGAACUUGAUGCCAUCACUGCUAACAUAGCACACUUGGAAGGCGACUUUGAGGAGAUGGAGAGCAGGCUGGUGUACCUGGAAACUUUGUGUUUUCAGUGUGAACAACAGACAUUCAGACAACAACAUCUCAACAAACUGGAAGACUAUAAGAAAAAGAAGAGGAGAGAGGUGGAGGCCCUGGAAGUGGAAUUGAAUUCUCAGCAUGCUCAGAAGGUGGCAGAGCUGGAGAUGGCUACGCAGCAGAAACUGAGAGAGCGGCAGAGAGUCUAUGAGGAAGCCUUUAACCAUGACAUGAAGCAAUACCUAUCCACAGGAUAUCUGCAACAUAGAGGACCAUCUGAAGCUGAUGUGUGUGUCCUGGAUCAGAUGACAGUAACUAAUAUAUCAGACCAGGAGGCUUUGGAUGACUUCCUUAACUCUACUGAUGAUGACAUCAGCACUGGAUCAUCUCUGACCUCAGGUCCUGAUCUUGAGUGCAGCUUUUCUGAAUCUUCCAGAAGCCAAAUGAGCCAAACACCUCCAACGAACAAACAGCUGUCUCACCAGGACACAGCGACAGAACAAGCAGAGGAAACUACCAGUGAGGAGAGUGAUGAGCAUCUGGUGCAGUCAGAUGAGGAGGACGUUCAACCUGAUAUGUCAUUGGUUGGCCUCCAAGAUGGUGGCACGGUGAAGGUCUCUGAUGAGCAUAACCCUACAGGGGGUCUGCCCUCUUGGUAACCUAGCAAAAACAGGGCCUUGAAACUCCUUGAAUACUGGGUCAAAACACCCUUCUGGUGCCCUCAGCUUUGACUUGAUACAGCUCCCAUCUGCAGCCAACAUGAACCAGUACUUUAGUCCCUCUUCCCUCUGAAGUCUGAGGUCAAAACUGCUUUUUUCAGAUUUGAUUUGAAAACAUACCUUCAAGACAAAUGCUGAAUUGAAAUAUUGUUGGGAUACUUGUAUUGCUACAAAGUGUGGUCAGAGUGAGUAACGUUACUCACUGAGACACUGUUUAGGCCGUGAUCAUUGAUAUAAAAAAACUUUCCAUGAAUGAAGUCAAAAGUUUUCCCUAGUUCUGAUGUAUCUUCAAACGGGCAGUCAACAGUUCUUCAACCAUCGAUGAAUUGUAUUGUCUGUUUAAGCAAAGCCUGAUAUAGCUUAUUCCUUUGCACCAUAGAGCUCCAUUGUUGUCCCAAAACUAUUAAAGCCAUGUUGUUUGUAUCAAAAACAUCUAUGUUAAAAUGCAAGAGGCUGACUUGGUUUCAGUUAUACAUAGAGGAUAAAAUACAAAAAUAUCCUAUCAAAUGCCAAAAUACUUUACAGCUGUUUAUAAUAUUAUGGGAUGGGGUUUUCCAGUUGUGCCAACUUACUGUGGCUAUUCAUUCAUUUUAGCCUCUACUGUGAUGACUGCCAGGCAAACAAUACAGUACCCAUUACAAUCUAACACAGACAGGGUAAGCAAGUCAGAAAGUAUUGAGAGAAUAACAGACAUGAUGGUCUUUUCAUUUCUUUGGCUGACAAAUAGAAAAAUAAAGUGUAACUGAUUCUUUAA
Molecule: messenger RNA, 2011 nt
Organism: Scatophagus argus
Lineage: Eukaryota; Metazoa; Chordata; Actinopteri; Scatophagidae
Product: dysbindin-A-like
Exons: 10
Coding region: 151-1197 (348 amino acids)
Biological process (GO): regulation of synaptic vesicle exocytosis; negative regulation of protein kinase activity; anterograde synaptic vesicle transport
Cellular component (GO): cytoplasm; synaptic vesicle membrane; neuron projection
Source: RefSeq, a predicted model, not a curated record